Molecule: messenger RNA, 10313 nt
Organism: Cinclus cinclus
Lineage: Eukaryota; Metazoa; Chordata; Aves; Passeriformes; Cinclidae
Gene: RBM33
Product: RNA binding motif protein 33
Exons: 18
Coding region: 179-3592 (1137 amino acids)
Molecular function (GO): RNA binding
Source: RefSeq, a predicted model, not a curated record
UGUUGUGCUAGUUUGUUGUUCUCGGGCGGCGGGAGCGGGGCCCGCCGGGCGCUGAAUCCGAGCCCUUCCCGGCCCGUUGCCCGUGUCCUUCGCCGCGGCACCGGUACCUGCCGCUCCGGCGGGAGGCACCGCGGCGCUGCCGCGAUCCGCCGCUGCCGCCUGGGCCGGACGCAGAGCCAUGGCUGCCGCGCUGGGAGGAGGCGCAGAUGAUGACUUUGAUCAGUUUGAUAAGCCUGGUGCAGAAAGGUCUUGGAGAAGAAGAGCAGGAGAUGACGACUGGGACAGUGAACUUGAUGAUGACUUGCUUGGAGAGGAUUUGCUGCCUGGAAAAAAGAAUCAGUCAGACUUGUCAGAUGAAGAGCUGAAUGAUGAUCUUCUGCAAAGUGACAAUGAAGAGGAGCAAGAAUUCCGCUCUCCAGGUGUCACAGUGAGCCUCAAUGCCACAUCUGGCAUCCUGACAUCAUACGAACUCUCCAAGUCCAUCAAUGAUCCCUCACUGGAACACGAGUCUGAGUAUGACCAAGGGGAAGAUGAAAUUGGUUAUGACAAAUCUGAAGCACCUGAAGAAUAUGCCUCCGAGUAUGCAGAGGAAGGACAUUAUGAAGGCAAUGAUCCUGAGCUGACAGAAGACCAAAUAGAAUAUGGGGAAGAGCCUGGAGAAGAAGAUGAAGUGCUAGACCUUGAAAUCAAUGAACCCCUAGAUGAAUUUCCAGCAGCUAUUGGAUCUCUGGAACUUCAAGAAGAAACAAAAGAAGAAUCUGAUGAAGAGGAGGAUGAUGAUGAAGAGUCUGGACGAUUACGUUUCAAAACUGAGCGGAAAGAAGGAACGAUCAUCAGGCUCUCAGAUGUGACAAGAGAAAGGAGAAACAUUCCAGAAACUUUGGAGCUUUCUGCAGAAGCCCAAGCAGCAUUACGUGAAUUUGAAGAGAGGGAAAGGCAGCUUAAGCAGGGGCGAUAUGGCUCCAGGAGAGGAGGGAGAAGAGGAGGCUCAGUUAUGUGUCAUGGAAUGGGAGAACAAAGGAGAGACAAUAAUGAUAGGGGAAGAAUGAAGGAUCACAGGCCUGCACUGCUGCCAAACCAGCCAUCAGCAAUGCAGCAACAGCAGCAGCAGCAGCAGCAACAGCAGCAACAGCAGCAGCAACAACAGCAGCAGCAGCAGCAACAGUUACAAUCUCUGCUUCCUUUACAGCAUCAGCAUCAUUCUUCUCCUCCUCCAGGGCUACAUAUGCCCCCUCAGAUAGAAACACCUCGAAUAAUGAUGACUCCCCCUCCAGUGACACCUCAGCAACCGAAGAACAUACACAUAAAUCCACAUUUCAAGGGGACGGUAGUGACGCCUGUACAAGUGCCCUUGCUGCCAGUUCCCGCCCAACCAAGACCUGCUGUGGGACCCCAGAGAUUUCCUGGCCCUCCAGACUUCCAGCAGCAUGCACCUGGACCAGUUCCUACCAACUUCUCCCAAGCCCCGAGGCUGCCAAUCCAGGACCAGUGGAGAGGGCCACCCCCACCACCUCCACCACUCCCUCCUCCACCUCCUCAGGACAGAGAUCCUUUUUUCUUAGCAGAUCCGAGGUUCCCGGGUCAUCCCUUGUUCGAGCAGCGAAGCCCCCCACCGCCACCGCCUCCCCCGCUUCUGAACAGCGCCCAUCCCGUUCCUACGCAGAGCCCGAUGCCCUUCAGCCCGCCCGGGCCCGCCUUUAACCAGCAGGGCCAGCAGCCGGUGUAUCCCCGGGAGCGGCCGGUGCGGCCCGGCAUGCAGCCCCAGGGCCCGGUGGGGAUCCUGCACUUCAACCAGCCGGGCUCCGCCGCCCCGCGGCCCUUCAUCCCCCCGCGGCAGCAGUUCCUGCAGGCGCCGGGACAGCCCUUCCUGGCCCCGCACACCCAGCCCAGCAUGCAGGGUCCUAUGCAUCCUCCAUUACAGCCUCAGCCACAACCUCAGCCUCAGCAGCACCAUCACCAGCAACAACAGCAGCACCAUCACCACCAGCAGCAGCAACAUCACCAUCUCCAAGGGCCUCCACAGCCCUUGAUGCCCAUGAACCAGCCACAGUUCAGGCCUCACAUGCAAGCCACACAGCAGCAGCCAAAUAACAACAGGAUGCAGUGUCAGCCACGGCAGGGUCCAAUGAAACCAAGGCAUAGUACCCCAUCACAGAAUAUUGUCAAGCGUUCGAAUCAGCAGCUCCAGUCGACCGCUCCCAGGAACAGCAACUUGCGCGAGUUGCCGAUAGCCCCGUCCCACGCCAUGGAGAUGAGCAACAGCAGGCGAAGCUCCACCCCAGCUGCUCAGGUCAAACCCAUUACCAGCACCGUGUCUGCCACCAAGUCUGUCACUGGUGGUGGGAACUCCCAGGGAAGGCCUGAGAUGAAAGCUAAAGCAAUCGCUCCGGUGGGCCAGGCAAAGUCAGAAGGAAAAUCUGAACCAGAGUAUCCAGAGGAAGAUGAAGAAACCCGGUUGUAUCGUUUGAAGAUAGAAGAGCAGAAGCGCCUGAGGGAGGAGAUCCUGAAGCAGAAGGAGCUGAGACGGCAGCAGCAGGCUGGGGCCAGGAAGAGAGAGCUGCUGGAGAGACUUGCGCAGCAGCAGCAGCACCAGCCUUGCUCCCAGCAGUCCUACAUGCAGCACGAGGAGGAUUCCUCCGAGUUCCCCACCAACGGCAGCCCCUACAUACCCCACUCCGGCUUGCAGACCAGGCACAACGUGAAAAACAGACUCCUUGUUCGAAAGCAAGACGCGGUAGUUGCAAACGUCCACCCCAAACCCGCAGACUUCCCCCAGGGCGCAGGGGACGGGCAGUACCAAGGACAGCAGAUGAAGCCAGUGAAGCAGCUGAGGCAAGCUAGAACAGUUCCUGCGAGUCAGCCUCAGGCAGCACAGAAAGCGUUACAGAGCAAACCUGCUGCGGCGGCGCUGCCCACGCCACCCGCGGCUCGAGUGGCCUCCGUCCCCGCGAGGCCCCAGGAGCAGAAGCCGGGGGUGAAAAGGACUGUCAUGCAGCGGACAAACAGUGCUAGUGAUGGGCCCCAUGUCGGCAGCAAAGUCAGGGUGAUUAAGUUGUCAGGAGGGGGGGGAGAGGAUGCUGGCUUUUUUCACCCAGAGGGCCAACCCCAGCGGCCUCAGCAACCCCCGGAGCCGAAACAGCAGCCAGUGCGGAAGGUCACAUUGACAAAGGGAAUGCAGCAGCACCAACAGCAGCAGCAGGCACAGAUCCAUUCACCAGUUCCUCAAGGAGUCAAAAACAUCCAGGGAAUCCAUCAGCCUAAAAAGGUCAUUAUGCACGGCAGAGGCAGAGGAGUAGCAGGCCAGAUGGGCCGAGGACGCUUGAUGCCAAAUAAACAGAACCUGCGAGUGGUGGAGUGCAAACCUCAGCCCUGUAUUGUGUCAGUUGAAGGGCUUUCUUCAUCAACUACUGAUGUCCAACUGAAAAACCUGCUGAUGUCAGUGGGACCCAUUCAGAGUUUACAGAUGCUGCCUCAACAACGGAAAGCCAUAGCAAAAUUCAAGGAGCCAGCACAUGCUUUAGCAUUUCAACAGAAAUUCCACAGGCACAUGAUUGAUCUGUCCCACAUCAACGUGGCACUGAUUGUGGAGUGAUGUCUGCUGAGACAAGCCUCUGCACCUGCCUCAGUGUACUGUGGAGCUACAGACUCACAGUGGAAAAUCCAUCGGGCUGGGAGCCCUGUUGGCUCAGUCUGUAACUGCUCUGUUGAACUACAGACAGCACCAAGGUGACCUCCAGGAGAGGUGAAUUCCAGAGGAUCUGCAAAGGUGGAAUUUCUGUUUGGUUUCUUCACAUUCUGUUGUAACCACAUGGAAUUAUAGAAUUUAUUUUUUUUUUCAAAAUGCUUUUGAUGCAUGUAGACAUUGUUCUUCAGGAUCCUACUGUGUGACCACAGUGACUUGAGAGAGAACAAUUACAGCGAAAGAUUUAAAAAAAACUUUCUCCAUAGCAAAGAAUAUUUGAUAAUGGUUGCUCUUAUCUUCAGUGCAAGGUAUUUGAAUGAAAACUCAUUUUCUAAACAAAUUAGUUGCAUUGUAUACCUGAGAGCACAGAAGGUAUUCUUGCAUAGAUUUGAACAUGGUCUGCUUUGCUGAAUAGCAGUUUGCUGAGAAGCUUUGGAGGUGACACUGGAAAAUUGUAGUUUUGAUCUUUGUAAAUAAGUCUGUCUUUGCAUUUUUCUGUUCCAACAUAGACUUCCAUCUUCUCUUUCCAACUCCACUUAUUCCAUAAAACCCUGUGUAGGAGAAAUAACACUGCUGUAUUUUCCCUUGGUUUUUAAAAGCAAGGAUCUUCACCCUUCAGUAGCAUUGUGGGGUAGUGAACUCCGAGUUGUAAUUAGGUUGUUUUAAAUAAUUCUGCCAGAUGCAAGGAAAAAGAAAUAUUUGGUGGGUCACUUCAAAACUGUUAUGCAGGAAGAGUGGUGAAUUCCUGAUAGUUCUUUUGGGCUAGUGUUUCGUGGUUGCCUCAUGCUUUAUUUUGAUCAGGAUUUUUUUUUUUUUUUUGAGAUUUAUUUUGUGAUUAAUGCUGAACCAUAAGAAACCCGUAACUGAAAGGACUUGUUUUGAUGUGGUGUUCCUGAUACCUAAAGGACUAUAAGGACAUUGUGAAUCUCCUGGUGAACGUGUCAGUUCCCAAAAAUGCCAUGCAAACAUUAAGGAGCUUAUAUUUUAUUCAAAGUAAAAUUCGUAAUGUUUCCUUUUGGUUAGAACCAUCCAGAUGGGGUUGCCAAAGGAACAGUUUUUUCAGUUACUUCUGAAUAAACUUAUUAAAAUGUCAUCUUUAUAUUGGAUUCCAGUUUUUAUGAACAUUUCCUUAGUUUUUAGACCAUGAUAUUUUGCUUCAUGCUUUAUUUUAAGAAUGCUCUUAAGCACUCCACCUACUUUUUGAAGGGGGGGACUUAGAGAAACGUAGGUUUGUUACCUGAGUGACUGCAGAAAAACACUACGGGUAUGGGUAUGAAGAGAUGAAGUAAAUUUAUAGAAUUUACAGUAUGUUUUUUAAUAGUAUCUUUUUUUAUUAUUUUUUUCUUGUGGGUGAUUUAAUGGCACAGAUACCUAAUUGGCUUUCUUCCAUUUUGGUCCAGAUUUUCAAUUAAGUAAAAGUUAACAAAAAUAAUGGGAGAAUAAGUUCUGGCUAAAGUAUUCUAGGUAGACCUGCUCUCUAUUCACUGAAAUAAUACAGAAUAACAUGGUGCUUAGGAAAUACUCUUUAAGUCCAUUUAAAACUUAGUUACAAGACACAGUAACAGAAUGAAAUUCUUUUCAUGGAAGUGAGGUUUACACCCACCUGUAUAAUUCAUGCAUAAUGUUUAAUGACAGCCUCAAUUGCUGUACAUGAAGUGCCAUUACUGCUUCGGGGUAGAGCCAAGCCCAGGACAGAGCAUGAGCUGCAGGUAGGAAGUGCCCAGUGGGACCAACCCCAAAGACCUGCAGAUUGAUCAGCCCCAGGCUGUUUAACUCCUCACACCAUCAGCUCUGGGACUCCUACGCUGCCUCCUCAGGUUAUGUCACAUUUAUUCGUAAGAAAUAACUGCUUUUCUUUAAAACAAGGCACUGAACAGUUGCUCAUCCCACUGUUAGGGAGCAGCUUCUCUGCAGCAAGCAGGACAAGGAGACAUCUCGGGGUGGAGUUAUAGUAGUGCGUGUCUGGAAAUCUGGGAUAGAUGCAAAUGCCAGACAGGCCAGCAGCUGAGUUCAGCAGUAGGAACAUCUGCAAUUGAUCAGCUGUCCUGUCAGAAGCAAACAUUAUUGGGGUUAGAGGGUUUCUUGGAGCCUGAGAAUAUGGGUUUGAUUCAAAAGUCAAAGAAGUUUGUAGAAAUGCUCCUGCUUUGGGUUUUGAAUCCAUCCCAAAAAGCCUGAGGUUCAGCCAACUUAAGUUUUAAAAAUUUUUAUUCAGCUGGGUUUUUUUUUUUUUUUUUUUUUUUUUUGAGACAAAUGUGUGGCUUUGGAAUAAAGAUAUGAAAUGGCCUCAUAUCUAUUUAAAUGAAGGAGUGACGUGACAAUGCCUGUUCAACGAGUAGAUGCAUCCUUUUUAACAGCAGUUGCAGAUUAUUGCUUGUGCAACAGACAGGGUAUGGGUGGAUUUCUGGGGGUUAAUUCAGCUGCUUACUGCAGUACCUGGCUACCUUCCUUCAUGUAAACAUACUUAUAUGUAUGUAUGUAUGUCUAUAUUUGUUUUAUUAUACACAUACAUACAUACAUACUCACCCUGUGUUAUCACCAUAUCUCUCUAAUAUCCUAAAAAACUCAGUAGCGAAAGUAGCAAUUAGGUGAGUAAUUUUUUUAAAUGUUUGUGUUCUCUUACUUCUCAAAUCCUAACUUAAAAGUGGAUCUCUUUGCUUUUGAUUGGUUUGGAUGAUACAGGUCCUGUAGAUCCAUUUGUUGUCUCCUCCCAAAAAACCCAAAGGAAGUAGAGGUAAAGCUAGACAGACGUGUUCUUGAUGUGUUCUCUUCCAGCACAGAGUUAAAUCUGAGCAUUUUAAGUUGACUUUCUUGGAAGAUCUGUUGCAACCAUUAUCUUGUUCUUUCUUUGUAGUGAAUUCACAAUACCAUGCAAAAUGGGGGAAAAAAAAAAAGAGAAGGCAUUUAAUGUAGUAUGUAAAUAUUGAACUUUUAAAAUUAAAAUGCUACUCAAAGUGCUUACAGUCAACCACAUCUUAGCUAUUUGUUAGUUUUUUGUGUUGUCUUAUCUAAAUUUAAAUGGAUAUGGUUCCAUAAAUGUUGAUGUGUUUUUGUGUAUAUCUUCAAAUUUUUAUAAAGAUGCUAGUAAGUCAAUACAUAUAUCCUGAUCUGUGUAUUAUUUGUUCAGUUUUUAUUAGCAUAAUUUUAUGAUUAUUUAAAUAGGCAACUCCAGUAGGUGGUUAUAUGAAGUCAGGUUUUUUUGGUUUUUUUUUUUCUAAUUAUUUCAUUUCCAUCUUGUACCACUGGAAAAUUCACUUUAUUCAUAUUUUGCCUUGACUAAAAUAUUGAAUUACCCAUAUGAUCUGUGGUAUUUUAGUAGAAUGUUCUACUUUUUUAAAUUAUUAUUUAAAAAAAAAAAACCCUAAAACAACUCUGUCCUUUAACUUCUAUGGGGAAAUACAGUGCACUGUCAGACCAGGGCACGGGGUCUCUCUGGGUUUGUUCCAUUGUGCUGUUUGCAGGUACAAAUGAGGUGUGUGGUGUAAUCCUGUCCUCCAAAGUUGGGGCAGUUGUGGUUUCACAGUUUUGGUUUCACACCCAGGCCGGGUUGGUGGCACGUUGGUGCACGGCAGUGCUGUGAGUGCCACCCACACCUUACCAGUGGCACACCAGCCCCGUGGUGCUGGGCACACUCAGGUCCUUGCUGCAGGCAGGGAGACGAGGACAGGUCUGUGGCAUUUCCAUAGGCAGAGGGAUGCUGUCCUCAGCCACACGGAUCCCCAGUGUGAUUUUGGGAAGGAGGAGUGGAUACAAGCACCCACCCCCUCUGCAGGAUCCUUGGAUAUCCUGUUUAUCCCCCAAGCUGAAAUCUGAAGAUUCGCUUCAGGUUUCCAAAUCUGUAAAGAAGUCCUUCUAGCCUUUAAAAAGCCAAGCAAGCUGGGCAUUUUAAUUCACUAAUGGUUAGGUUUCCACUGCAAGGAUACAGGUGAGAGUAAAACUGAAGGUUGUUUCAGAAUAACCUUGGAGGUCCUCAUAGGUUUUUUUUUUUGAGGUCAGCUACUGGGGAUAAGAAAACACAUUUUACUGGAUGCUAUUUUUUUUUCUUUUUUAAAACAUAGUAUCUUUUAUCUGUGUAGCUUGAAAUGAUGCAGUUUCCCUGGAAGCUGCUGCAGGCACUUCUUGCCAUUUGCACUCAGUAGCUGCGUGUCUGUAUGUGUGUGUGUCACCCUUGUAGCUGGGCUGAGAGGGGUGUGGGAGGCUCUGGGGUUUCUUCUUCUGAGGGUUUUUUGGCCUGGUGUUUUGUUUUUGGUUGGUUGGUUGGUUGGUUUUAUGUUUUGCUUUGGUUUUUUUUCUUUUUUUUUUUGGUCUGUUUGGGGGUUGCCCUGGAUUUGUCCUCUGGCAUAGUGUUGUGAUGUUCCUGUCCUUUGUGUAGUACUUGUGUCUGUGAUGCAAGACAUGGUACUUGAAGGUAGAAAUCUGAUUUCACCUGAUCACUGUCAAAAAGGCAUUUUUUGUUCAGAGAGACAUAAACCUUUUUUUAAUGCAUUUUUUGUGCUUUUAUUUUUCUUUUAUUUUUUAGAAUCGUGUUGGAUGAGAAAUUAAAUGUAAAGGAAACAAAUCCCAGAUUGCAGAAAGUUAGCUGUAUUAUAAAGGUCAUUUAGGGUAACACAGAGCUUUUGUUUCAAUGUUACCUUAAAUCAUGCCUUGCCCUCUACUUAAUUUAUAAACAUAAUACUUGAAAGUAUUUUAUCUUCAAUUAGUAUCAAAUCCUAAGGAUUUUCUGUAAGGUUUUUUUGUAACCUGAUUUUUAAUCGUGGAGAUAACUUGCUGUCCACAUAAGCACAGGGGCUUGUGUACAAAACCAGAUUCAUAUUGGAUCCUUGCGUAUACCAACUUCUGGUAUAAUAUGGUUGGGAAGGAUCAUUUUGUUCUUUAUAAUGCUGCUUUUGGCAGGGUUGGGUUUUUUAAUUUAAAACAAACAAAUAAACUCCCUUUUCUACUUCUCUGCUUAUUUUGAUGGAAAGUGUGGUCCUUGUUGCACUAAAGAAAGCCUCAAGCAGAAAGUUAAUCUCACGGGGUCUUUUAGGUGCCUGUGUUGCUCUCUGCUUUCUUGGUUGGAUGCACUGAUUUUUCUAACUAACUGGAAAUGGGCUUUAUAGAUACACUUUUUCAACAGGUUGCACUGCUUUUAUUUUAUGUAACAGCACUUGUGUUCAGUGGUUUUUACCGUCUAAACUUUAAACAGUAUUGCAGAUUACAAAUACUUUUGUAAAAGAACCUGUGUGCAGUUAAAUGUAGCUGUAUUGCAAAGUUGUGUGUGGUCACUUGGAAGAUCACAGUUUCAAACAGUGCUGUCUUGAUGUUGUGUUUGUUCAGGAUUUUCUUUGUGUGCAUCUAAUGGAUUUUAAUAUGCAUGGAAUUUCUUUUUCUAGUGUCUGUCAGGCUGAGUUUGGAACCUUAGAGUUUUAUUUCUGUUUUCAGAAUAACAAAACCAUUUGUUUGCAGGUUUUCUUUUUUACAGAUAAUGAAACUUCUUUCAACGAUUUAACUUCCAGUUAAUAGACAUUUUCACUUACAGAUCCAGCAGAGGCCAGCCACUAACACAUGUUUGUUCACAGAUGAUCUUCUGUACCACUGAAUAUAAUUUUAUUUAUAAAGGAGCCCUUGGAUUAAGUCAGCUUUCUUUUUCCUGUGGUACCUUUUGCCUCUCUGCUAUGCUUUUUCUCAUUUCCAUCUCAUUUGCCCCCAUUUUUCCAUUUCCAGAGGGAUAUUUGUAUCCUCUUUCCUGCUCGUUUCACUCCCUGUUCAUUUUUCUGGGCGCCUUUUUUUUUUUUUUUCCCCGAGUGCAUUGCAUUCAAUCUUCUGCUCUGUUUUCUGUUCUUCCAGCUCUUUUGAGGCUACUUGAACCCUAGGUGUCCUGCCCUGAAAUCCACCAUGCUGUACUUUCCUUUGCAGACUCUGGUUCCUGAAGUUGAGGUUGCUUUGGUACAGGUAUCAUCCCUUAGGCAAUGCUGCCCGUCCCAGAACGCUGGAGAAGCAUCACUUAACACUUUUGCUUUGCAGUUUACCCAUGCUGGGGAAUGUAGACAUUUCCUUUACAUGCUUGAGCAUUUAGCCAGGCUAAACAGGAUUAACAACCAUUUUAUCCUUUUCACUUUUUCAGGAGCUCUGUUCUUGAAUUCAGUGAUAGUAAUAGCACUUUUUCUUAUUGCCACCUAGAAAUACCAACACUGUCGACAUGAUUCUACCUCCUAUUACUAUUACUGAAUGUGAUCCUUCCUAACCUGUAAAGUCCUAAGCAGUGUAUAUAUAUGUAUACAUAUAUCUAUAUUUGGGUGUUUUGAGAAUCAUUUCAAAUGUACUGCUCUAAUCUGGAUUGCAGAGUUUGUUUAUUAGCAGUUCAGGAUAUAAAUUCAGCAGCCGACUGUGUCAUACUGACUGCACUGGGAGUGCAUCUGCCUCAUGUUUUCUACAGCAUCCUCUGCACAAGGUGUGCACUGCUGAUUGCUUGAGUGUAAUACUGGACUAUACCAAACCCUCCACGUGCAUAAGAGAUCUUUGUCGUACCUAUUUAAGUGAAUGUAAAAAUGGAAACACAAAGAUGAUCUCAUGUACCAAGUUUUUUUACAUGUAAUUCCAUGUUUGAAAUGUGAACAUGUAAAUAUAUUUAUUGUACCUAAAAUAUGUCAAUAAA